GCCCCCCCCCCCUCCACGGGGUUCCACCAACGUAAUAAUAUAAAUCUUGACGUAAGCAUUCCCCGUCCCUGUUCCGCUUCCGCUCCCCUUCGCCGGAUCCCAGUGUCGGCGAUCCCACCCCCCCGGGCCCCGGCCCCGACUGCCCUCACCCGCUGGCCUUUAGGUUUCCGGCGGUGCGCCAAUGCGUCGGAGCUGAGACAGAGAUCCGGAUCCUCGCCGAGAUCAAGAUCAUCGGAAGCGGAUGGGGAACACCUGCGUCGGCCCGAGCAGCGCUGGGCGUCACGGAUUCUUCCAGUCCGUCUCUGCGGCUCUCUGGCGGGCCCGCUCGCCGGACGGCCCCGAGGCUCUCCCUUCUCCCGCCUCCACCUCCACCGGCACCGCCACCGAUCCCGCCCCGGACAAGCCGCCGGAGCCCGUGAAGAUCCCCGACGAGGACCUUAAGAAGCCGCCGCCGCCGGCGGUGGUUCCACCGCCGUCUCCCACGUCGGAGGAGCUCCCUCCCCAAUCCUCGCCCCCCAAGAAGCCUACUCACAUCAAGCGGGUCUCCAGCGUCGGCCUCCAGGUCGAUUCUGUCCUCCAGCGCCGGACCGAGAAGCUCAAGGACCUCUACAGCCUCGGUCGGAAGCUUGGCCAGGGGCAGUUCGGCACCACCUACCUCUGCGUUGAGAAGACCACGGGAAAGGAGUACGCUUGCAAGUCCAUCGCCAAGCGGAAGCUCGUGACCGAGGAGGAUGUCGAGGACGUGAGGAGGGAGAUUCAGAUCAUGCACCACCUCGCCGGCCACCCCAAUGUGAUCUCGAUUGUUGGGGCCUAUGAGGACGCUGUGGCCGUGCACCUCGUGAUGGAGCUUUGUGCUGGGGGAGAGCUUUUUGAUCGGAUAAUUCAGAGGGGGCACUAUUCAGAGAAGGCAGCUGCUGAACUCGCGAGGGUGAUCGUUAGUGUCGUGGAGGCAUGCCAUUCAUUAGGGGUCAUGCACCGGGAUCUCAAGCCUGAGAACUUUCUUUUCGUCAAUCAGAAAGAGGAGUCGCCGCUUAAGACCAUUGACUUUGGGCUGUCCAUAUUCUUCAAGCCAGGGGAUACAUUUACAGAUGUUGUUGGUAGUCCAUACUAUGUUGCUCCAGAAGUUCUGCUGAAACGUUAUGGUCCUGAGGCAGAUGUUUGGAGUGCAGGAGUAAUUAUAUAUAUCUUAUUGAGUGGGGUCCCUCCAUUUUGGGAUGAAUCAGAGCAAGGGAUAUUUGAACAAGUUUUAAAAGGUGAUCUUGACUUUUCCUCAGACCCUUGGCCCAGUAUCUCAGAGAGUGCAAAAGAUUUGGUUAAGAGAAUGCUUGUGAGAGAUCCCAAAAAGAGAUUGACUGCUCAUGAAGUUUUAUGCCACCCUUGGGUCCAGGUUAAUGGUGUAGCUCCUGAUAAGCCUCUUGAUUCUGCUGUCCUAACUCGAUUGAAGCAAUUUUCUGCAAUGAACAAGCUUAAGAAAAUGGCCCUUAGGGUCAUUGCUGAGAGCAUGUCUGAAGAAGAAAUUGCAGGCCUCAAAGAAAUGUUCAAGAUGAUAGACACAGAUAAUAGUGGUCAAAUCACAUAUGAGGAACUCAAGGCUGGUUUGCAAAGAGUUGGUGCAAACCUUAAGGAGUCUGAAAUUUUAGCUCUUAUGGAAGCGGAACCGGAUAGGGCAGCCAGGACGGCCCCCAUGCCAUCGGGGGAUGAAACCUUGGUCUGAAGUCAAAUUCCUUCCAACCAGGCAGAUAUUGACAACAGUGGAACUAUUGAUUAUGGGGAAUUUCUAGCUGCAACCCUGCAUCUAAACAAGAUCGAGAGAGAGGAUAAACUCUUUGCAGCUUUCUCAUACUUUGACAAAGAUGGGAGUGGUUACAUUACUCAAGAUGAGCUCCAAAAAGCCUGCGAAGAGUUCGGCAUAGGAGAUGUCCAUCUUGAAGAGAUUAUUCGAGAAAUAGAUCAGGAUAAUGAUGGACGAAUUGACUAUAAUGAGUUUGUGGAAAUGAUGCACAAAGGAAAUGCUGGUUUUGGAAAGAAGGGCCUACAAAAUAAUUUAAGCUUUGGUCUCAGGGAGGCACUGAAGCUUGGCUAAAAGUGAUUAGGUUUUGCAGUCAGAGUGCAUAUGGUCAAAAAGGCAGUCUCCUCAGCACUAUGUAACUGCAUAUGCAGCAUUCUUAGCAAGGUGUAAAUAUUUAAUUGUUGGAGAAGAGUGGUUUUCAUUUAACAUGAGCAGAUUUGCGAGCAACCGAAGAACACAUCUCAUGUUGUUCUUUUUCAGCAAAUAUGCACCUAACAGAUAUUCAGUUUUCAACCAGGGCUCACGUGCAGUGUGAUGAUAUUAACAUUUUCAGGUUUCAAUCAGGGACCUUGUGUGGUGUGAUGCUAACUCAAAUUGAAGGAGGAACCCACUUGAAAUUGGAUUGCCAAGGCCUAGCCAUCCACCAUGAUUCACAAGUGACCUUAGCAUGCAGAAUGUAAAGAUUUGAUGGAUAUAUUAUUAUAUUGACUGCUGUAAAUCCUGGAGCCACUCACAAGAGCCCCCAAUCACAAUGGGAUUGAACAUUUCUUCAAUCAUUUUUCAUUCAAGAUAGUUUUACUUUGUUGUGCUUAUCCUGAAAUCCCAUAUUGCACGAUCUUACCUCCAAUGCCCGUUAUCCUGGCAGUGCCGACCUUUUUUAAGUUUCCAGACUCCCAUCCAGGAUGGAUCCUUUAUUGAGCUCCACACUUUUGUUAGCAAAUGGCUUCCUUUAAAGCUUUGCUCUCAAUUCUCAUGUACAGGUACAUAAAUAUUGUAUUCUGGAGAAGAGUCGUUUUGAGAAGUGCUUUUGUGCUGAUGAGUUAAAAUGGACGUUGUAAUUUAUGCAAUGAUUAGGGUAUAUAUGCAACUUUCAGAGAGCUUCAAAACUUUUGGGGAAGCCAGGUCACUUGUGAAUCAUGUUAUUUUCAUGAUUUUAUUUUUGUUACUGCAUUAAUGAUUUUGUAAGUUUUUGAUUCCAGUCUAA
This is a messenger RNA of Elaeis guineensis (African oil palm), 2993 nucleotides long. The record is from RefSeq and is a predicted model, not a curated record. NCBI's taxonomy places the organism in Eukaryota, Viridiplantae, Streptophyta, Magnoliopsida, Arecales, Arecaceae.